GCAAGACAACGGAAUACUACAAGAAAACUUGACUCGUGUGAAUAAACCAAGUGAAAGAGCCGCUUUUUUAAAAAAAAAAAAAAAAAAAAGCAGUCUACGGAUUUAUAAAACUAACGAAGGAAAUCCAAAGAAAACAAACUUUUGCUACUACUUUACAAAAGGUUGUAGUCUGUUUAUAACUGUAUUUUAUAGUGCGUGUGUGUAAACGAACUUCGCUUAAGGUGACAAAACGAAUUUAAUUUGGCAGCUUUGUUCUAUUGUUUCAUAACUUGAAGUAUGGUGAUGAUGGAGGUGUCUACCAUUGGUAAUACCGAUUUUAAAGUACUGCUGGAUGAAAGCGACUGUCUAGUACUGGACUGCCGCUCUUUUUUCGCUUUUAGCGCUAGCCACAUUACGGACUCUACCAAUGUUCGGCUCAGUACAAUUGUGAAACGGCGCGCAAAAGGGUCGCUCGGACUUGAGCAUGUCGUGCCUCCUGAAGAGGCGCGUCGCCGACUCCUGGCGGGCUUGUACGAGGCAGUGAUCGUGCUGGACGAGCGCGGAGGUGACCUGGACUCAUUGAGGAAAGACAGUAGUGUCAUGGUGGUUUUGAAUAUUUUGUCCAGAGAAGUCUCAAGUACUCGCAUUCACUUCCUCAAAGAUGGCUUUGAGUCAUUUUCCUGUGAAUUUCCUGAAUUUUGCAAGAAAACAUCACCUCCUCAGAGUCUGAGCCUACCUUUGAGUGCAGGCAGUCAACCUGGCAGUGCCGAAUCGGGGUGCAGUUCCUGUGGAACUCCUCUCUAUGAUCAGGGUGGUCCUGUUGAAAUAUUGCCAUUCCUGUACCUGGGUAGCGCUUACCAUGCAUCUAGAAAAGACAUGCUUGAUGCUCUAGGCAUAACUGCUUUGCUGAAUGUCUCUGCAAACUGCCCCAAUCACUUUGAAGGACACUACCAGUACAAAACCAUUCCAGUAGAAGACAGUCACAAGGCUGACAUCAGCUGUUGGUUUAACGAAGCUAUUGAUUUCAUAGAUUCUGUCAGAAAUUCUGGAGGACGAGUGUUUGUCCACUGCCAGGCUGGUAUCUCUCGUUCAGCUACUAUCUGCCUUGCCUACCUCAUGCGGACAAACAGAGUUAAACUGGAUGAAGCAUUUGAAUUUGUGAAACAAAGGAGAAGUAUCAUAUCCCCUAACUUUAGCUUCAUGGGCCAACUUCUGCAGUUUGAGUCUCAGGUUUUAGCCCCGUCUUGCUCGGCUGAAGCUGGGAGCCCUGCAAGAGCCAUAUUAGACAGAAACACACCAACAGCCACAGUCUUCAAUUUCCCUGUCUCCAUUCCUGUCCAUUCUAAUGCAAGUUUCCUCCAGAGUCCCAUCACUACAUCACCAAGCUGCUAAAUCCUUGAAAUACUCAGAAACUGUGCAUCUAUGGGGUCCUCCCCAUUUCUUCUUAAGUGCAAUAUUUUUGUAAGACAUUAUUUAUUUUUAGUAGAUUUUCCUUACUGUUUGUUACACAGUUGUAAAAUUGCACUGUGCCAUUUUGUCAUGCAGAUUUGUUUAAUGCCUGAAAGGACUUAAAAGAUUGACCUUUACUCAUUGUGGAAGCCACAAAGUAAAUUUGCUUCCUCUACCAUUGAGCACUUUGGAACUGAAGUGGAAUAGAGAAGAGAGCAGCUGUUGUCUUCAAAGUCCUUGAGGAAAUGCACUGUCACUAUACAUAAUUGACUGAAGCUGCAUUUGAAUUAUUUGACACUUGAAGCACCAAACAUUUACAGAAAUUACCUCAGUAUUGCCUGGAUGUUGCAAUAUACCUGUACAUAUUUUUUACUAUUGAGACAUACUGAAGCACUAAAACAGAAUUUUGUGAAGGUAUGAGUGUCAUUGAAGGGAUGGAUAUCUGCUGUAUGACUGGCUUUUCUAAUUUAUUUAUAAUCUUAAUAUUAUAAUAUUUUUUGCUACAUUUUCUUACUGUUUUUAUACAACUGAUUUUUAUACUGGUGGAAUAAAUUAUUAAAAUUACAUUGAAAAAA
Messenger RNA from Protopterus annectens (West African lungfish), 2003 nucleotides. It is a transcript of the gene DUSP1, whose product is annotated as dual specificity phosphatase 1. The record is from RefSeq and is a predicted model, not a curated record. Gene Ontology annotation, cellular component: nucleus; cytoplasm. NCBI's taxonomy places the organism in Eukaryota, Metazoa, Chordata, Ceratodontiformes, Protopteridae. The transcript is spliced from 4 exons. Bases 277 to 1371 code for a protein of 364 amino acids. Gene Ontology annotation, biological process: protein dephosphorylation; endoderm formation; negative regulation of p38MAPK cascade. Gene Ontology annotation, molecular function: protein tyrosine/threonine phosphatase activity; MAP kinase tyrosine/serine/threonine phosphatase activity.